Molecule: messenger RNA, 855 nt
Organism: Chondrus crispus (carragheen)
Lineage: Eukaryota; Rhodophyta; Florideophyceae; Gigartinales; Gigartinaceae
Product: V-type ATP synthase, Subunit V1-D
Exons: 1
Coding region: 1-855 (284 amino acids)
Cellular component (GO): vacuolar membrane; proton-transporting V-type ATPase complex
Molecular function (GO): proton-transporting ATPase activity, rotational mechanism
Source: RefSeq, a predicted model, not a curated record
AUGUCGUCCAGCCAACGCCUCACUGUCGUCCCCUCGCGCAUGGCGCUGCAGCAGGUCAAGUCCAAGCUCGCCGGCGCGAAGAAGGGGCACUCCAUGCUCAAGAAGAAGUCCGACGCGCUGCUUGUCCGCUUCCGCUCCAUUCUCGCUGACAUCCUCGCCAAGAAAGAGGGCGCCGGCGAGGAGAGCAAGGAAGCCAUGCUCGCGCUCGCGCUCGCCAAGUAUGCAUACGGCGAUAACCUCAAGCAUAUCGUCAUUGAGAACGUCGAUGACGCUACCCUGCGCGUCAGAAUGACUCCGGACAACGUCGCGGGCGUGAGCAUCCCCAAUUUCGCUAAGAUGGGCAUCGACGUGGACGACGACGCGCCGCCGUCAGUUGCUGGGGCAGCCUCGAAGGAUGUCGCGGGUAACGGGAAAGGUGCGGUGUCGCUCGCGGGGCUGUCCAAGGGUGGACAGCAGAUCCAGGAUGCGCGCAAGUCCUUUUCGGAGACGCUUGACUUGCUUGUUUCGCUCGCUUCGUUGCAGACUUCCUUCAUUAUUUUGGAUGAGGCUAUCAAGCUCACCAACCGCCGCGUCAACGCCCUGGAAAACGUCGUCAAGCCCAAGCUGGAAAAUACCAUCUCCUACGUCAUAUCCGAGUUGGAUGAGAUGGAGAGGGAGGAGUUCUUUAGACUCAAACUGAUCCAGAACAAGAAAGACAAGGAGAAAUUGGAAGCAGAGGGCAAGGCGCUUGAGGAGAAGCGGAAACAGGCCCUCGUUGGCUUUGAUCAGGCCUCGUUUUCAGCCACCGCUAAUGGCACAGCCCCGUCCAUUAUCGACGCUCACACAGGCGGGGCAGAUCCGGACCUGCUGUUUUAG